This is a messenger RNA of Arachis stenosperma, 612 nucleotides long. RefSeq lists its product as uncharacterized. The record is from RefSeq and is a predicted model, not a curated record. Lineage: Eukaryota; Viridiplantae; Streptophyta; Magnoliopsida; Fabales; Fabaceae. Bases 1 to 612 code for a protein of 203 amino acids. The transcript has a single exon.
AUGAAAAACGUGAAUGAGGUCAGGGAAUUAGAUAAAGUAGGGGAGAAUGGGGAGGACAGCAGCAAGAUUCCUAGGAAGUAUAAAGAGAAAGGUGGGCCAAGCAUGAGAAGAAUAGACAGCACAAAAAGAGGGGUAUGGGCUUUCAUCAACCAAAGGUCCAAUAGAAAUAGACAACAAAUUAAAAGUGGACCAACUGAAGAAGAAAGGAACCUCACUAUUGGACAAAUAUUGAAGGAGUUCAACAAAAACAUGGCCGAAGAAAAAAGGAAGAAAAACACAGAAAGAGAAGUUGAAGAGGAGGCCCAAAAUAGAAAUAACAUGGACAUUGAUGGGUUAAUCAGACAGUAUAAACCAAACGAGAAAGAGUCAAAACAGAGGAGCAAGCAACUAGUCAUAGAGAGCGAUGGAGGCUUCUAUUAUGUAGAACUAGCAGAAGAAGAAGAGAAAAUAGAGCAGAAAAAUGGCAAAGCAAUUGUAUUGGCCAGAGAAUACGAAACAGAACUUGUUCAAAUAAUGGAGGAAAAGUUGAAGCUUAAAAGAAGAAGGGAAGAGGACCAACAUGAGCAGAUUGGAAAUUUUCUAAAGGAGGAAGAGGAAGCUACGCAGUUGUAG